Messenger RNA from Dama dama (fallow deer), 5306 nucleotides. RefSeq names its product zinc finger Y-chromosomal protein. Lineage: Eukaryota; Metazoa; Chordata; Mammalia; Artiodactyla; Cervidae. The record is from RefSeq and is a predicted model, not a curated record. Gene Ontology annotation, biological process: regulation of transcription by RNA polymerase II. Gene Ontology annotation, cellular component: nucleus. Gene Ontology annotation, molecular function: metal ion binding; DNA-binding transcription activator activity, RNA polymerase II-specific; RNA polymerase II cis-regulatory region sequence-specific DNA binding. The transcript has 9 exons. The coding region runs from base 556 to 2961 and encodes 801 amino acids.
AGAUCGGGCCAGGUGUGAAUCGCCUGUCUUUCCGCGGGGUCGAUGAACGGCGGCCCUGCGUCGGCUUUACGAUCUGAGCUGCGGCGGCGGGCGGGAGCGCGGAGGAGGAGAAAAUAAGAACGUUGUUAUACGGUCUGCCUCAGACCUUGCCGCGAGACCACGGGGCUCUCGGGUUGCGGGACCUGAGUGGCUUCGACACGAGACUCCAGAGGACCAACUUGGUUGAGACAGAGGGGUCUAUCUACCCUUCCGCAUUUUCCUGUGUCUCUCUCCCGGGCGGUGACGUGACGUGCUGACGGCGGGCCUUUGCCGGGGAGCUGGGCCGCUUUUUGUCAGCUCCGAACUCGGCCCCUCCUCCCUUCCUCCGCCCGCCCCGCCAGUAGGAGCCCGGCCCAGUGCUCCAGAGAAAGGAGGCCUGCAUCACCCGCCACCGUCACCCACCGCCCGCACCCGUGUCUGCUGCUACCAAAUCAUUUGUUGCCUGGAGAAUAUAAAUACGCUUUGAGAAUUAUUUCUGCAAUCAGAAGGAGCUGUGACUAAUGAGAAUCAGAGGCCAUGGAUGAAGAUGAACUUGAAAUACAGCCACAGGAACCAAACUCAUGUUUUGAUGGAAUAGGAACUGAUGCUACACACAUGGAUGGUGAUCAAAUUGUUGUGGAAGUACAAGAAACUGUUUUUGUUUCAGAUGUUGUGGAUUCAGAUAUAACUGUGCAUAAUUUUGUUCCUGAUGAUCCAGACUCAGUUGUAAUCCAAGAUGUUAUUGAGGAUGUUGUUAUUGAGGAUGUUCAGUGCUCUGAUAUCUUAGAAGAAGCAGAUGUGUCUGAAAAUGUCAUCAUUCCUGAGCAAGUGCUUUCCUCAGAUGUAACAGAAGAAGUGUCCUUAGCACAUCGCACAGUCCCAGAUGACGUCUUAGCUUCUGAUGUUACUUCAGCCUCAAUGUGUAUGCCAGAACACGUCUUGACCAGUGAGUCUGUACAUGUGUCUGACAUUGGACACGUUGAACACAUUGUUCAUGAUAGUGUAGUAGAGGCAGAAAUUGUCACUGAUCCUCUGACAGCCAACAUAGUGUCAGAAGACAUAUUGGUAGCAGAUUGUGCCUCAGAAGCAGUCAUAGAUGCCAACGGGAUCCCUGUGGACCAGCAGGAUGAUGACAAAGGCAACUGUGAGGACUACCUUAUGAUUUCCUUGGAUGAUGAUGGCAAAAUGGAACAGGACUGUUCCGCUGGUAUGACCAUAGACGCAGAGUCAGAAAUUGAUCCUUGUAAGGUGGAUGGCACUUGCCCUGAAGUCAUCAAGGUGUAUAUUUUUAAAGCUGACCCUGGAGAGGAUGACUUAGGUGGGACUGUUGACAUUGUGGAGAGUGAACCUGAGAAUGAUCAUGGAGUUGAAAUCCUUGAUCAAAAUAACAGUAUUCGUGUGCCAAGGGAAAAGAUGGUUUAUAUGACUGUCAGUGACUCUCAACAAGAAGAUGAAGAUUUAAAUGUUGCUGAAAUUGCAGAUGAAGUUUAUAUGGAAGUGAUUGUAGGAGAGGAAGAUGCUGCUGUUGCUGCAGCAGCUGCUGCCACUGUGCAUGAACAAGAAAUGGAUGACAAUGAAAUGAAAACCUUCAUGCCAAUAGCGUGGGCAGCAGCUUAUGGUAAUAAUUCUGAUGGAAUUGAAAAUCGGAAUGGCACUGCAAGUGCUCUCUUGCACAUAGAUGAGUCUGCUGGACUUGGCAGACUGGCUAAACAAAAACCAAAGAAAAGGAGAAGACCUGAUUCCAGGCAGUACCAAACAGCAAUAAUUAUUGGUCCCGAUGGACAUCCCUUGACUGUCUAUCCUUGUAUGAUUUGUGGAAAAAAAUUUAAGUCAAGAGGUUUUUUGAAAAGGCACAUGAAAAACCAUCCUGAACACCUUACCAAAAAGAAGUACCGCUGUACUGAUUGUGAUUACACUACCAAUAAGAAGAUGAGUUUACACAAUCACCUGGAGAGCCACAAGCUUACCAGCAAGGCAGAGAAGGCCAUCGAAUGUGAUGAGUGUGGGAAGCAUUUCUCCCAUGCUGGGGCUUUGUUCACUCACAAAAUGGUGCAUAAGGAAAAAGGAGCCAACAAAAUGCAUAAAUGUAAAUUCUGUGAGUAUGAGACAGCUGAACAAGGGUUAUUAAACCGCCACCUUUUGGCAGUCCACAGCAAGAACUUUCCUCAUAUAUGUGUAGAGUGUGGUAAAGGUUUUCGUCACCCAUCAGAGCUCAAAAAGCACAUGCGAAUCCAUACUGGAGAGAAGCCGUACCAAUGCCAGUACUGCGAAUAUAGGUCUGCAGACUCUUCUAAUUUGAAGACCCAUGUGAAAACUAAGCAUAGUAAAGAAAUGUCUUUCAAAUGUGACAUUUGUCUUCUGACGUUCUCAGAUACCAAAGAGGUUCAGCAACAUGCUCUUAGCCACCAAGAAAGCAAAACACACCAGUGCUUGCAUUGUGACCACAAGAGUUCAAACUCUAGCGAUUUGAAACGUCACAUAAUUUCAGUUCACACAAAGGACUACCCCCAUAAGUGUGACAUGUGUGAUAAAGGCUUUCACAGGCCAUCAGAACUCAAGAAGCAUGUGGCUGCCCACAAGGGUAAAAAAAUGCACCAGUGUAGACAUUGUGACUUUAAGAUUGCAGAUCCGUUUGUUCUAAGUCGCCAUAUUCUCUCAGUUCACACGAAAGAUCUUCCAUUUAGGUGUAAGAGAUGCAAAAAGGGAUUUAGGCAACAGAAUGAGCUUAAAAAGCACAUGAAGACACACAGUGGCAGGAAAGUGUAUCAGUGUGAGUACUGUGAAUAUAGCACUACAGAUGCCUCAGGCUUUAAACGGCAUGUUAUUUCCAUUCAUACAAAAGACUAUCCUCACCGUUGUGAGUACUGCAAGAAAGGGUUCCGAAGACCUUCAGAAAAGAACCAGCACAUAACGCGACAUCAUAAAGAAGUUGGCCUGCCCUAACAAUAACACGUCUACAGGCUUUGUAGAGAUAUUGGCCUUGAAACAGAAUUUCAUUUUAAAGCUAGUCAGUCUUGUUCACAUACAGUACUGUACAUUGAUUUAUACUGUGUACAGGUAGGAUUAUUUCUUGUUAAAUUUGCAUUUUACUCAGUAGAGUGUUCUGCAUCCUGUUCAGUUUAAAUGAGGAAAAGCAGCAACCAAAAUUUUGUUUUUAGUAAUUUCUGAGUCUAUGUUGAAUUUUUCAGUCUUUGAAGUUUUACUGUUUUAAGUUUUUAUUCACCUGUAUGGUACUCUUCUAAGACCACAUGAAAGAUUUAAAAAAUAUAGUAUUGGUAACUCUAAAAGUAAUCAUUUUCUCAUUUUUCCCACACAAAUUUUUAGCAUUAAAUAGAAACAUCUCCUAAUGUCAAUGAGGGAUUUUACUGAUCGGUCUAAAUUAAACAUGAAAGUCAUUUUCCUUGUCUAGCUUAACAUUUUCAGGUCACAUGACCAUGGAACUUCCCACUUGAGAGUCUACCUUUGCUGAAUAUAAAAUAUUGACUAGGUUUGUGUUUAAUUUUCAUCCUGUUUAACAGAAAAAGCUUGCUUUGUUUUACCCUCUUUGUAGUGUUGUGGGUUUUUUUGCCAGCAUAGCAUGCUUUUAGAAAGUCAUACUGAAAGGUUUUUCUUCUUCCUGUUUUUUAUUCUUUUGCCUAUACUCCUUGUUUUGGAAUAGUUGUGUUCUGCAGAUGAGAUUUAUUGUGAACUACGUUGAAAUUUUUUUAGAGAUGUAUGUGGCUCAUAGAUUGCACAGCUGGAUGUGUAAGGUACCCCCAAAUUUUAUGUGUACCUUUUUGUUGGCUUAUUUUAUGUACGUCAGCACCCAGUCCGAAAUUUUAAGUCUAUAAUGGGAAGAAUUAAAAGUACUAUAACCUGGAAGAUCUAAGUAUAUGAAAGAGCAUUUUCCCCAGCUUGUAAUUCAGAGGUUGAAAUUUAGCUGAAAAAUUAGGGGGAAAAAAUGACACUAGUGUAUUUAUAAAAAGUUAUGGUAACAAUCUUUGGUAAUUGGAAAAGAAAAGUCAUUUCUAGAUAGAAUGCUUACAUAACAGCUUCAUCUUUAUACCUUAAAAAAUUUCUGAAAAGCUAAUGGAGUAUCAAGACAUUUGUCUUCAGUUCUGAUUGAGAAACUUUUAAAGAAACUGUCAUCUCAGAGAAUAGGAUGAUAGAGUAACAAAGGACUAGCUCUAUGUACGGAAGACUACUGCAAACUAAACUUGACAAGUUAAAUGUUGACAUUUUAACAUAUAAAAUGAAUUCAAACAGUUAAUUACAAUUUGGUUAUGUUAAUACAAAUUUUAUACCACAGUUAAACACUUUUUAGUGUUUUUGUUAAACUAGCUACUGGCACAUAAUAUACUGGCACAUGGGGGGAGAUUAGAAAUUUUUCUUCUCUUAGGAUAGGUACCUUACAACUUCAUUAUGUGGUGCUUUCUUCUACUUCUGCUGUAAAAGUUUCAUCUUUUGCCUUUCUCUGUGCCAUUAAUAUUCUUGUUCAGAAGUUAUAUUAAUAGGGUUAGAAAUAAAAGUGGGUUUAUUGACAGCCACUCAAGGCUAGGUUAAUUUAUUCUCUUUCUAAGUCAAGUGCUUUAGGUAGGUAGAAAUUUAAACUUAAUGCCAAUCACAGGAUGGAUUUUGGAACCUCUGCCUACUUGGUCUCCAUGUAUAUCCCCACCUGUUUUAGUAUCUGUUUUCCUGAUCUGGAAAACUGUUUCUAUGUGUAAGAAUCUUUUAAAUCCCCCUUGAAUUUGUUAACCCCUACAGUAACAGAAAAUGUUUAAUGAAAGUUUACAUUUAUGAAUUUUAGAACAUUCUGUAAAAUUAAUACAGAUAAAUAGCUAUUUAUAUUUUAAAGAAUAUACUGAAAGAUAAAGAACACAGAACUUUACAUAUUUCUCACAUAUUCUGGAGUCAAACAGUUGUUUCUAAGCACAAUAUUGAAACCUUCAAAAGGUGUUUAAGGAUUUGGUCAAGUAAGUAUGGUAAAAUACUUGUCUUCAUAAAGAAAAAAUUAAAUUGUACUUACUGUUAUGUGCUAAUAUUAGUUGAAGUUGUUUUAAUCCUUAAAACAAUUUGAUUAGCAAAGCUAAGAAAAAAAAUAGAUGUUUCAGUUUAAUAUUUUAAAGAGGUACCAGUUUUUAGAAAACAUAAGUUAUUUGUUGAAAUAACCUGUUAAAUAUUGUAUGUUCUUUCUUCUGUACAUUGUACAAUACUUAAUAAGAAAUUCAUACAGAAAAAUGUGACACUAUUGUAAAUGUGUACUUGAGAGUAACAUGCAAAAAUAAAAAUCAGACUUAUUUUCCUGAUAA